UCAAUCGUGAAGAGUUGACGAUUACAACGUAAAGAUGAACUCAAUAGUCGCACAGGGCCGCUUUUCGUGCAAAAAUCUCUACAGUAAUGAUGCUUAUGAUAUUUGCUGCUGAAGAUUAGUCAUUGCCAGCCCUACAUAGAUACAACACGAUCUGUGGCUCAGUAGUAGAAAGUAAGAAGCUUCUAUUUCCGCGAAUUUGUGAAUGUUACCUCGACCAGCACCCGCUUUUAGCUAGUAAGUUUGCAAAAUGAGAAGUACUUGGAUUCCAGGGCGGUACUACGAGCGGGCCCCCACCUUCGUACGCGACCGGCCGCAGACAUGGUAAGAGCUUGAGUUGUAAUUUGGCGUUUUUUUUUGAGAUCGAAACAUACGACAGCAUGAAUUUUGAACGGCCAUCGAGAACGUUAUAAAGAAAAAGCAAUCGAAUCAUAAUCACACACAGUUUCAUCGCCAGCGGUCGUUUUGUUUUGGCGGUAAAUACCGAAAACGGAAAGAUCAUCGACCGCUACGAUGCCGGCGGCGAGGUGCUCGCACUGCAGGGGACGAAAAGCCAUGUGGUGGUGUCUAUUGGAGGGGCGACAGAGGAACUCGGUAGAGCGGUCACAGGCCGCCGAGGACAGAAUGCGCUAAUUUUGCUAAAGCCAGGCACGCACAUCCUGCGUACCGUUACCGGCACAGGAGCCGCACAGGAUUCAUGCAGCACAAAAGGGCCCGCGCUUGUGAGGUACGAUGUUGCAGAGGGGGAAAGCGUUUGCAAACUGAGCUACCGGGAGGCAACGGGAGAGGUGCUCGGAGUACUGUGCAAAGAAAACAAACUGAAAAGAACGACGUACCGUGUGGUUGCCUUUGCCGAGGACACGCUUCAGCCGAACGUGGUGCCGAGCUUUCCAGAAUUUCCCAGCUUUUCGUCGAGCAAUCCCAGCGCAAAUGCUUCGUCUGUGCUUUUCGCUGCAACGGAGACGCACUUGGCUGUUGUUUUGCCGGCGAGAAGCAGAACCGUGCUAGUCGCGAAAACCAACGACGAAGCUUGGGCUCCCUUCGUGCACAAGCGGUGCAUCACGGCGUUGAGCCUGGAUCCGAACAGCCGGCAUUUGGCGGUUGGCGACAGCCGUGGUAUGGUGUACACCUGCUUCGCACCGUUCUUAACACCGACGCUCACGCCCACCGCCUCGAGUUCGAAAAAGCUGAAGACACCACAGUACCACGAGAAGAAGGUCGGACAAUCCUCGGCAGUAAAGACUGCAGACAAACAAAACCAAAAGCAAAACACCACCGAGAAAACAAAUACUGACGAGCAUGUUUUCUCAGACGAGGGCCUCUCCGACGAAUCGGACUGCGAAGAUGAACAGUUGCUUGUACAGCAACCCGACACCGCGCCGCUCCUGUUGCCGCAAGCCAAUUUGACGGAAAACGCGGGGCUGCACCACUGGCAUGCGCGGGAGGUCACCGCGCUCGGGCAUUUAGGGGAAAGCGAAAUCUUCUCGGGUUCCUUCGAGUCGGUAUUGGUUUUGCGAAAUUUGGAGACGGACACGAAGAAGUUUUUCCCGCGUUUGGGAGGCGGACCCAUCGUGCACCUGCAAGUCAGCCCGGACUUUCGGAAAAUGGCCGUGGCCAUGAGCGAUAAUACCCUCGCCUUCGUCGACCUGCAUGAGGCGAACAAGGUAUAGCAUGAACAGCAAUACAAACACCACCAUAAGUGGAGCCUAUGCAUGACAAGUUGUGUGCCGAAUGCAGUACUUACUUACUACGCCGAGAUACUUUUACUUAAAUUAGAUUCAAGAGUUUUUUGCUCGAGUUCAUUUGGUUUUCUCUAAUGACGCAGUCGUCCUUCCCGAAAAAAUCAUCGUGCGGUGAGGCUUGAAUAAACGAAUUCAAAUUUUAUAUCGUUCCGAUCCUGCUGCAGCGAUUGGAAAAAGUAAGAAUCCAUGGGGUACCACUGUCAACCAGCAAAUGCACAUACAACAGGUUGCGCGUCUCCGGGGUUUGCUCACGCCGCACGAAGUGGACGAGCAAGCGGCAGACGUCUGCGAGAACAACCGAAUUCAGUUACAGAACCUUCCGAACGGGGAUCUGGCGAUCCACAGCGGCAGGGGUUGCGUCCAGUUCUUCGGCCAUGAUAGUAACGCGCUCAAGAACAACGCUUCAGUCGAUACUGCAGCAGGGAGAAUGCGAUUGGCCGGAAGAUAUUCGAAAAGAACGCAGGAAGAUGCGGCGGCCGAACAAAAGUUGUGCGGCCUGGAGGCGAUUCACCCCUACCAUUCCCUAGCGGUGCAGGCGCGGAAUGGUGCGACCGCUGUUCAGUCGUUGUUAGAGGAGGCGCAGAACAAGGAGGACAGCGGCCGCGGGAUGUACUACUGGAAGAAGUUUGGCGCGCAGGGCGCAAACGCCAACAGUGCCUUGAACCACCUGGAGCAACCGUGGCGCGUGACGCACUUUGCGCACUUUGAAGCCGCAAGCUUCGAUGUGAACUUAUCCGGCGACGCGACCACUACGGCGGGUAGCAAAGGCGGGGAACAAAAAGACAGCACGCAGAACAAGAACCAGGUUCUUCACCACUCCCGUACUUCUACAGCUGCGAAAACAUUAACCUUGUGGCUGGUGACCGUGGAGCAACGACCGGCCGGGGCGGUCUCCAAGGAGCAACUGGACGUGGUACCCGGCGCGUUGCUGAAGUUUUGGAAGCAGGAGAAGGGUAGUUGGGUGUUGGACACUUCCGUGUACGAUGCGCACUGGAAGCCAGUGACUGGCCUCUUGGCCUACAGUGGAGACUACAACUGCGCGGCACUUUCUUACCCUACCGCAGGAGCUGCCAGUCACGGAAACAACAUCCAGGAACAAGCUGGACUACCGCAGGAGGCGAGCAGAAAAAAGAACAAGACCGCCAGCGCGUCGUUUGCGUCGAAUUCGUUUGUCAUCACCACGUCGGAGGACGGCACCGUGAAGAAGUGGCAGUACGAGCGGACGACCGUGAACGGAAACAGCAACACCCGCGUCUGGCAAGCCACCCAGGUGGGGAAGUGGAAAGAGGAGGAAAAGAUUGAUUGUGCCGCCCUAACGGUCCAGGACGGUUCCUCGCUCGCUUUUUCCUCCGAGGAAUCUAUUGUCCUCUGGAGCGCAGAUACGUUCACGCAACUGGGCGAAGUAAUGACACAGAAGGGGCCGGCGCUCCUAAGGAGCAACAAUAAAGCUCCUGCGGGUCGUGAGGAUGCAGGUGCGAGCAAGAUGCCAAACGCAAAGGAGGAAGGAGGUCAGUGGAAGAUCAAAAACUCUACUUCUCCGCCCCCAAACUACAAGAUCUUGCAGCUGGAAUUCGCCGUCCUGAAUAGCGAGCUUUUUGCUUUGCUUGCUUUGGGCUUUCGGAAGCUAAACGUUUGGGAUCUUCGAGCGCAGCGAAUCGUUCACCAAAUCCCAGACGUGUUCUCCGAUCAUUUCGCCUGGAAUCCAAACACCCUGCAGCUGGCGUUGCCAAAUGUGUUCGGUGGUCAGGGAGCCGAGUCGGCGGAAGUCAAGGUAUUGAUUCCUUUUCAAUAAAUUGCUGAAAUUCAAAAGGCUCUUCUUGGCAUCUUCUUCCAAAUGGAAUGCGACGAUGAAUCUUCUUUCCUAUCACGAUGCACUCGCACUAUUUGAAUCAGUUACCACCUGUAGGAUGCAUGCCCCUCGAAGUGUGAGCCCACGUUUUUAGCUUGUGGAUACCGACACUUAGAGACGUGACGAGCAUUUUUGCCAUUUUUCAUUCAUAUUCAUCAGAUCUACGUUCCCGCGCCGUCGGCAACGGGAAGCAAUGGCGUCGAGGUCUUAGAACUUUCCGAGUCCGUGGGAACACAAGACAAGGAGGAAGUCGUGCAAGUGUGGUUUGAGAAGGCGGAAGACCGGCUUCUGGUCUGGAAUCUGAACAAACAACAACUCGUUGCGGUGGAAACUAACUUCUCAAGUAGUAGUUCGACGGCUAACAAACUUUUUGCUGUCAACGACGGAGUACAUAGUGUUUUGGAACAACAAGAAGGUGGAAUUCGUGACGACGCUGAAGCAAGCCAACCAGUGAAGGGGAUGCAUUUUUCCAGACUCUUUGCACAGUCGACGUCUGGGCAAGCGUCAUCGGGUGAUGCCAGCGCUACAUUGCCGAAAGACGAAGUUCGACGGCAACAGAUGCUACGAGAGGCCGUGGGCGCAGUUGCGUCUUCUUGGAGCAACGGCGGAGGAGCUGCUCCGUACCUAGCCACCAAUAAGCACUUAAUCGAGAGGGUCGUGGAUCCGCAUACCGCGAGUCACGUGCUGCCAAAGCCACAGCACCUGCUGCAGAGGUUCCUUCACUUGACUCUGUAUAGCAACGCCAAAAGUCAUAAUAGCGGUCCGUUGUCGGGAAAAAUAAGAAUGGAAGCAGCAGAGGACAUAGCGACAGAACGACCUUACGCGGCAGCCCCUGCAAUAGCGAUGGGUGGUCUACUACCGGAGGAGACGAUGGGUAGCGCGUCCCGGGAAAUCAACUCUCUUCCGUGUGAAACUGCCGACUUCUUCGCAAAAUUGAAGAUUUAAUGCAUUGUCAGUACAACAUCAUCAUCAGCGUGAAGAUGGACCACGAACACGAUCCACACACUUGUGAUUUUCGGACGCGCAUCGUAAGAAAGUAUUUGAAUUUGUCACAUGUUGCUCGUCAAGUAGCAGCCAAUUCAGGUGCUGGCUUCCCGACCUGCCGCCUCCGUGCGCCAGUAGUUUCACCAGUGUUCUUAGAUGUGUCCUCAUUGAGAGCGCAGUCGUACUGUCCAUUUUUUUGUACAUGGUAGGUGGGGGCAGGUUGAGGUUCUUCCAGAAGAUAGAAUAAUGAAUCGAGAGGAGGAGGCUUACUGAGCGACAAAUGCUUCUCGUUUGAUCAUGUAGCAUAUGCUUUAUUUUUACACGCGCGUCUGGGUCUGCUGACACCUCUUGCUUAUCUGAUA
Molecule: messenger RNA, 4934 nt
Organism: Amoebophrya sp. A120
Lineage: Eukaryota; Dinophyceae; Syndiniales; Amoebophryaceae
Source: the annotation of a GenBank genome assembly